UCCAACAACACACCCCAGCUGCACGCCGUGUCGCGUUGGCAACAGAUCAGUGGUGGGCCGGCGAGUGGAAAUUGAAUCGUGGGCUCAUUUGUCUUGAAUUAAGCCUGCUUCUGAGAGACAUGGGCCGUUGGUGGUUAUUGGCUUUGGCCUGUAUGGCCGUGGCGACCGUCCGGGCUGAAGAAGAGGAGGCCUCGGCACGUCUGCUCGCCUCGAAGCACAUUUUGAACCGCUACCUGGUCGAGGACAUGGACCUGGUGGUCAAGUACACCUUGUACAACGUCGGCCAGACGGCUGCCCUCGAUGUACAUCUCGACGACUUUUCCUUCCCUGAGGAAAUGUUCAAGGUCGUUGGAGGUCAGUUGCACGUGAAACUUGACAGGGUUCCACCUCAGGCUAAUGUUAGCCACACCGUAGUGUUGCGUCCCACUCGAUUUGGCUACUUCAAUUUCACCGCUGCUGAGGUCAGAUACAAGACCUCCGAGGAUGCAUCUCAGAUUCAGGUGGCUGUUACUAGUGAACCAGGAGAGGGGGCUAUUGUUGCUUUCAAAGACUACGACAGAAAGUUCUCUCCUCAUGUGUUGGACUGGGGUGCAUUCGCAAUAAUGACUCUGCCCUCCCUUGGAAUUCCUUUCAUUCUGUGGUUCUCAAGCAAGUCAAAGUAUGAGGCUCUGGCCAAGGGAAAGAGAAGACGGGACGAGUGAAUCUUUCAAUAAACUAUAAUUGUUUUGUCUUAUUAUAAAAAAUUUCUUUGUCAUUUUUAAAAGUCACAUCUCCAUGAUAAUUGAGCCCAUCGAACAUUUCACAAUAUUUAUAAGUAGUUCGCCUGUCCCAACGCUCAAAACUUUUGUUGCUGAACUUAUUGUUGAUUUAUGUGAACCCUUUUGAUAAUUAAAAAAGACGGUUAAAAAGUA
Molecule: messenger RNA, 911 nt
Organism: Cloeon dipterum
Lineage: Eukaryota; Metazoa; Arthropoda; Insecta; Ephemeroptera; Baetidae
Gene: SsRbeta
Product: signal sequence receptor beta
Exons: 4
Coding region: 120-701 (193 amino acids)
Cellular component (GO): endoplasmic reticulum; membrane
Source: RefSeq, a predicted model, not a curated record